Cladocopium goreaui is the source of this 462-nucleotide messenger RNA. The record is from the annotation of a GenBank genome assembly. Lineage: Eukaryota; Dinophyceae; Suessiales; Symbiodiniaceae.
AUGCCUAAGCGUCUUCGGGCAGAAGAGGCGUUCUGGCAACUGGAACCCGAUCUUCAAAAGGUGGAGUCGCUCCAAGCACUGGCGCUGCAGCAACGCUUCGAUGAAGAUCUGAAGCCCUUCUUUUUAGCCGUCGGCGUCCACCAGGAGAUGACGCGCCCCGUGCUCCGACAGUUGCUGCAACGACCUCAAGAAGUGAUGUCCAUGAUGCGAUGGUCCGGUCUCAAUGUGGGCGAUGUUGAGGACCUUGGGAUGUUGCAGACAUCCAGCAACUUCAGACCUCCAGAAGCUUGGUAUGGCGGCCAUUGGAGGAGGGAGAUGAGGGAUAUGCAAGUGAUUCAGGAUUGGCACGCCGACGACUCCGCGGAUGAGAGUACUGAUGCUGGCACCACCACCGAAGGCGGAGGCCAUUUCAGCCAUUGGGGUCGAUCUGAUAAUAUGGUAACCCCUAAAUCCAUGGGUUAA